AUGGCCGCCCCAAAGGCCAAGACGAAGCCGACGCCCUCGGACUACCAGAAGAUAGCAGCUCAAUUCGAGGCGGCAAAGCGCGUCAAGGCGAUGGAAGAUGCCGCCGCCAAGAUCAUCAGUGGAGAGAAGGAACGCGCCAGCGCCUCCGCCGCCCAGCGCGAAGCUCUCGAGGCCCGUCGCAAGUCUGCCUUCGAGCGUCGCUGGCUGUGGACCUCGGCCUUUUGGCUCUGGAUGCUGUGUGUUCACGCGGCCGGCCUAGUCUUCUUCACAUCGGGCUUCCUCCUGACGCGCCUCGUGCUCGACGAGAAGUCCAGCUGUGCUGCGCCGCCCCUCCAAGACCCCAGCCUGUCUGGGCUCGGCACGGUCGAGAGUGGCUGCUGGCACCCCAAGACCUUCGACCGCGCCGUGGUGGUCCUCAUUGACGCCCUACGCUACGACUUCACCGUUCCCGUGGCCGACAAUGCCGAGUUUCACAAUGCGUUCCCCUUCCUCUACGAGACUGCGGUCGCCCAUCCCGAGCGCGCCUUCCUGCGUCCCUUCAUCGCCGACCCGCCCACCACGACACUGCAGCGGCUGCAAGGUCUGACGACGGGGACCCUGCCGACGUUCUUCGAUAUGAGCAGCAACUUUGCUGGAACAGAGAUCGAAGAAGACAACCUGCUGUUUCAGCUGCGGAGCGCGGGCAAGAAGAUUGUACACUUGGGCGACGAUACCUGGACGGCGCUGUUCCCAGACUACUUCGAGGCCAACAUCAGCAGAGCCUACGACAGCUUCAAUGUCUGGGAUCUGCAUACUGUCGACAAUGGUGUACUAGAACACAUCUUUCCCCUCAUGGAGCCCGGGCGAAGCAACGAGUGGGAUGUACUGAUCGGCCACUGCCUGGGCGUGGACCAUGCCGGCCACCGAUACGGGCCUGCGCAUCCCGCCAUGACGGAGAAGCUGCAGCAGAUGGACGGCUUUAUUCGCAAGCUGGCCGCUACUAUCGACGACAAGACCCUGCUCAUCGUCAUGGGCGACCACGGGAUGGACAGCAAAGGCGACCACGGCGGUGAGAGCGACGAUGAGAUCGAGGCCGCCCUGUGGAUGUAUUCGUCCCGGCCCGCUUUUGGCCGUACCAAACCCGAGUUCGCUACCCCCCCGGCCACGGCCAAAACGCGCCGCGUGAACCAGAUUGACCUUGUCCCAACCUUUGCGUUCCUGCUGGGCAUUCCCAUCCCCUUCAACUCGCUGGGCUGGCCCAUCGAAGAGGCAUUCACCGGCAAGAGUGGUGUGUCGUGGAGCAAUCUGGCUGCCGUCUCGAGGAUGACGGCUGCGGGGAUCAAGCGGUACCAGGCAUCCUACUUUGCUGCCCGUGGUAUAGAGCAGGCUGCUGGGCCGGGAUCUCCAGCUGAGCUAUACGCCCAAGCUGAGCAGUCUUACAUGGUCAACGCCAAGAAGCAGGCUCAGGAAGCAGCCUACAGAGCGUACACCAAGUACCAGGAGGAGACGUUGAGCAUCUGCAAGGAUCUCUGGGCCAGAUUCGACAUUCCCAGCAUGAUUCUGGGCAUCGCCAUCAUGGCCUUUGGCGUGGCGGUCCUUCUUAUUUACAUCUCCACCGACGAGGAGGAUGACAUGGCUGUCCUUGAAGAUACCGAGCUUGAGCUCGCCGAAAAGAAGCUGGAGCUUGAAGGCGCAUCCGUCGAUAUGACCCUGGCUUCUCACCUAACUCUCCACCGAGACCUGGUUCGAGCGGCAAUUGUUGGCGCCGUGCCAGCCUUCGCCGCCGGGGCAGCGACAUCGUCCUUGGUAGAACUCCCAUGGUGGUACGCAGGCGUCAGUCUCGCUGUGUUGGCAAGUCUGGUCACUGUCACAAUUGCGCUCUUCGGCAUGGGCAAGCGCAUCGUCAAUUUGUUCCCUACGACUGUCUGGGGAUGGCUGGCCGUCGUGUUCACAGUGAGCCAGUCUGUCGGCUUUGCCUCCAACUCCUUCACUAUCUGGGAGGACAGCAUCCUACUCUUCUUCCUGGGCUCUUUUGGUCUCGUCUCGGCCAUCUCCGCGUUCCGCCUCCCCAAAGUCGGGGACCGAGCGCUGGCCGUCUACCACUCAGUCCUCUUCGCCGUCCUCGGCCGGCUCGCCUCCUUUUCCAAGCUGUGCCGCGAGGAGCAGAUGCCCUACUGCACAUCGACCUACUACGCCUCGGCCACGUCCUCCACCUCGGCGCCGUGGCAGCUCGUCAUCCCUGUCGUGGUCUUCCUCGCCCUCCCGUCCAUCAUCAAGGCGUACUACCAGACCAGCAAGUCGUACGACGGCCUCGCGCCCGCCUGGAUCGGCUACGUCUUCCGCACGGUGCUCUUCAUGUCCGCCGGGUACUGGUUCCUCGACGCGGCGGACAACAGCAAGUGGUUCUCCUCGGCCGUCCCCGAGGGCACGCUCAAGACGGUCUCGGUGUACGUCGCGCAGGUCGUGCUCGCCCUGGCCGUGGUCGCCGGCAGCACGGCCUUCGCCUGGGCCCCGCCCUGCGUCUCGAUCCACUCCUUCGCCGCGCCCGGCUCCAACCGCGCCCAGGUCACGGUGCUGGGCUACGGCAACGCCCACGGCGCGCGCUACCUGCUCCUGCUCGUCAACGUCCUCGCGGCGUGCCUCCUGCUCACCAAGCCCGUCGGCAGCGGCGCCCUCGCCCUCGAGCUCUGGCAGGUGCUCUCCCUCGCCGAGCUGCUCGACCUGCUCUCCCUCAGCGGCGAGGCCGUCGGCCCCGUCGUGCUCGCCCUGCUGGCCAACUACUACUACUUCAAGACGGGCCACCAGGCCACCAUGGCCAGCAUCCAGUGGGACAGCGCCUUCGUCCCGCUCUUCACCAUCCGCUACCCCUGGAGCCCGCUCGUCGUCGUCCUCAACACCUUCGCCGGCCAGAUCGUCGCCGCCGUCGCCGUGCCCCUCCUCGUGCUGUGGAAGGUCGGCCCCAAGCGCAGGGGGCUGCUCGAGGCCGCGAGCCGCGCCCUGGCCGCCUUCGUCGCCUACUUCGCCGUCGAGUCGCUGGCCACCAUGUGCUGGGCCGGCCACCUGCGGCGCCACCUCAUGCUCUACCGCGUCUUCAGCCCGCGCUUCAUGAUGGCGGGCGCCGUGCUCCUGCUCGUCGACGUGGUUGCGCUCGCCGUCGCGCUGACGGGCCUGCGGUCGAACACGCAGUCUGUCAGCGAGGUGUUUGGGUGGGCGGAGUAA
Molecule: messenger RNA, 3198 nt
Organism: Thyridium curvatum
Lineage: Eukaryota; Fungi; Ascomycota; Sordariomycetes; Thyridiales; Thyridiaceae
Exons: 1
Coding region: 1-3198 (1065 amino acids)
Biological process (GO): GPI anchor biosynthetic process
Cellular component (GO): endoplasmic reticulum membrane
Molecular function (GO): mannose-ethanolamine phosphotransferase activity
Source: RefSeq, a predicted model, not a curated record